Messenger RNA from Thlaspi arvense, 267 nucleotides. NCBI's taxonomy places the organism in Eukaryota, Viridiplantae, Streptophyta, Magnoliopsida, Brassicales, Brassicaceae. The record is from the annotation of a GenBank genome assembly.
AUGGACAUUUACCUGAGCAACUCUGUUUUCCAAGAGCUCUUAAAGAUCUCUGAAGAAGAGUUUGGUCUCCCCGCGGAAGGACCAAUCAUGUUGCCAUUCGAUUCGGUUUUCUUGGAGUAUCUGAUCAAAUUGGUCCAACGACGAAUGGACGAAGAUACGGAGAUGGCUUUGCUAAUGUCAAUCUCCAGUGCCAGAUGCUCUCUACACUGUUCUAUCCAACAACAAGAACAACAAAGUAGUAGUACUCAACAAUUGCUUGUGUUUUAG